GGGGGGCUCGAACCGGGAGAGCGCGCUCGAACAACAAGUGGUUCAGAAUAACAAGUUGCGACGAAGACAGCCAACUAAGAAAGCAAGCAAAACACCCCCCCUCCCAAAAAAAAAAAAAAGUUUUUGUCGCACUCGAAGAGAACGACGGGACGCGCCUGUUGAGACGAAUCAGUUAAAUCGGUUCACCCGGUGCUCCCGCACAAACUGCGGGAACACCUGGUGGACUUUUGCGCCCAGGUGCACGGCGACCCGCAACAACAACAACAACAACAAAGAAAUUUGGUUUGGAAUUCUCCUCUUGGAAGUCCGUCGCCAUGUACAGCAUGAUGGAACACGAUCUGAAGCCCAGCGGGCAGCCGGUGCACCACGCGGCCCAAGGGAUGUCACCCGCCCCUCCGGGCAGCAUGACGCCCGGCAACGGCGUCGCUCACCCGGGCUCCAAAAGCGCCCUGGCCCCCGGCGGCGGCGGAGGAGGGGACCCCAUGGAUAAGGUGAAGCGGCCCAUGAACGCCUUCAUGGUGUGGUCCCGCGGCCAGAGGCGCAAGAUGGCCCAGGAGAACCCCAAGAUGCACAACUCGGAGAUCAGCAAGCGGCUGGGCGCCGAGUGGAAACUGCUGAGCGACGCCGAGAAGCGGCCGUUCAUCGACGAGGCCAAGCGGCUGCGGGCCGUGCACAUGAAGGAGUACCCGGACUACAAGUACAAGCCGCGGCGCAAGAGCAAGCCCAGCAUGCUGAAGAAGGACGCGCAGGUGCCCAAGUACCCGCUGGCCGCCGCCGCCGCCGCCGCCGCCGGGAACCUGCUGGUGACGGCGCAGGGCCAGGGCGCCAGCCCCCGGAUGCACGACGGCUACGGCUGGGGCCCCGCGGGGGGCUACGCCGGGAUGCAGGGCGAGGCGCUCGGCUACACUCAGCAGCUGCACCGCUACGACCUGUCGGCCCUGCAGUACCCCCCCGCCAUGACGGCGGCCCAGACCUACAUGAACGGGAGCAGCUCGUACAGCCCGAUGUCGUACAGCGGCAGCCCCCAGCAGCCCAUGUCCAUGGUGAAACCGGAAGCCGUCUCCCACUCGCCCCCGACGCCCGCCCACCACCGGGGCCCCCUGCAGGGCGACCUGCGGGACAUGAUCAGCAUGUACAUCCCGGGGGGCGGCGGCGACGGCGGCGGCGGCGACCCGGCGGCGGGGGCCGCCUCCAGGGGCUACGGCGGCGUCCAGCAGCACUACCUCAGCGGCACCGUCCCCCUCACGCACAUCUAGAAGCGCACGGGACAAUCUGCACUAGCGUCGAAUGCUGUUCCGCAUUGUACAAAGUUUUUGCUUUUAAUAUACUUUAGUUUUGACUUUUUGAAGAAGAAAAAAAAAAAAACAAACUGUAGAUGCCAUUGGAAAUCCUGCAUUUUCGCUAGCUUUACGUGGAAAGGGCGGGGGGGGGGGGGGGAAGCCCUUUCCUCGCCCUCCCUCCCUCCCUCCCCGGCGCCUAUCAAUUAGUUUUUCAUCUUGUAUGCCGCUAACCGUGCUGUUUAACUUCGGCGUCGACCCGUUCGGGGCUGUCGCACGUGAGCAAAGAUUCACUUGUCACCUUUCGAGAAACGUGAAGUGGCCUCAUUUGGUCGGGACGCAACUUUGAACGCGGUCCCCCCCCCCCGCCCCCCCAUCCAUCCGAUGCCACGUACUGCGCGUGUAUCAUCUGUACAGUGUGUUGUAGCUGCUGCUGAGGACCUACAUUUGGUUUAUUUCUCCAUCCGUUACUAACUACAAUUUUUUUAUUUUUAAUGGCAGGUGUAAAUGUUUACAUUUUUAACUUUUUCCCACUCACCUUUUUGUUUUUUGUAGAAUCUGUAUGUAGCACUCUUGUAAAUAAUGUACACAUUUUAGGCUCUUAUACUAAGAGUCUUGAUGCCUUUUUGAUUAAAAAAAAAAUAAGUAUAGCUUUCCUGAGUUAAUAAAAAGUACAAAUCACAUCAGUCUUAUCAUUAUCACGACAUGAAAGUGUGUGGGGGGGGGGACUUUAGAAUAUCACAGCUAAAAGAAUGAAAAUGCAUCUUUCAAACACUUUUUUUUAAUGCCG
This is a messenger RNA of Syngnathoides biaculeatus (alligator pipefish), 2067 nucleotides long. RefSeq names its product transcription factor Sox-19a-like. Gene Ontology annotation, biological process: anatomical structure morphogenesis; positive regulation of transcription by RNA polymerase II; negative regulation of transcription by RNA polymerase II. Bases 315 to 1256 code for a protein of 313 amino acids. The record is from RefSeq and is a predicted model, not a curated record. NCBI's taxonomy places the organism in Eukaryota, Metazoa, Chordata, Actinopteri, Syngnathiformes, Syngnathidae. Gene Ontology annotation, molecular function: RNA polymerase II cis-regulatory region sequence-specific DNA binding; DNA-binding transcription factor activity, RNA polymerase II-specific. The transcript has 2 exons.